AUGUCACUCUUUGUCACUCUCCUCUGUGCUUCUCACGUCUAUGCAUCCUGCACGUACUCGGCGGAUUCGAAUGACUGUACUCCAUUCCCCACGUCGACUAUCGUCGGUCUUGCUAUUGGCGGAAUUAUUCUCUUGGCCAUUGUUAUUUUUGGCAGGAUUCUUCGCCGGCGAAGACUCCAACGUGUUGCACAGGCAACCUUCCUAUAUGGAACACCCAGUAACAGCUAUGGCAGGCCACAAUCAAAUGUAUAUCAUCCAUACCCCACUCAAUCACAAUGUCCUCCUGGGCUACAGUCAUCAAGACCUAUCCCCGGUCAAAUGAAUUCGUUGAACCGAAAUGGAAUGCCCGUAGCACCCUCAUUUCCACAACUAUCCAAGCCAUCUCCAACGGCACAUUCUGCACGCAUGCGAUCUCCAACCAUGCCUUCUCCAACCCACUACUCAAAUUAUUCAAACCAGACCGCACACAUUUCACCUCCCUCUUCCCCAAAUUCAGCCCGUUUACCACCCCCUGGGUUUCCCCUCUCUCCUUCUCCCCCUUCGACACAUUCACGAGUCUCUGCUGAUACAUCUACUGUCCAAGCACCGUCCAUUAGGGUCACUUCAGCACACACUCCUCCCGUCAGGCACUCAUCACCUCCUGAGAAUGUGGAGAUGCGUACGUUGACCGUGCAGACGGAAGUCGCGAAUGAUGAACCUCCACCAGCUUACACCCCGAUUUAA
Messenger RNA from Suillus fuscotomentosus, 723 nucleotides. RefSeq lists its product as uncharacterized. The record is from RefSeq and is a predicted model, not a curated record. The transcript is spliced from 3 exons. NCBI's taxonomy places the organism in Eukaryota, Fungi, Basidiomycota, Agaricomycetes, Boletales, Suillaceae. The coding region runs from base 1 to 723 and encodes 240 amino acids.